AUGUGUAUUGUUAUUAAUAAGAGUGAUAUACAAAACAUAUACAACAUGUCCGACACAACUGUUCCCACAUUAGGCUACUUUAAGGUCCGGGGUUUGGCUCAACCCAUACGACUGUUGCUGAAGUAUGCGGGCGUGAAAUUCACCGACAAAUACUAUAGCAUGGGAUCCACUUCUGAAGAGGCAAUUAAGGAGGACUGGGCUAAUAAGAAAUUGACCCUGGGCCUUGACUUUCCCAAUAGACCGUAUUAUAUCGAUGGAUCAGUCAAACUGACUCAGAGCACAGCCAUUAUGCGACACUUGGCCCGAAAGCACGGACUGGUGGCCACCGACGAGACCGGACUCACACGACAGGACGUGUUUGAGCAACAGUUGGCGGACAUCAAGAGUGGUUACAUUAAAGUAAUGCACAGCAAAGACGUCGAGACUGAAAAAGUCAAAUACACCGCCGAAACACUGCCCCAACAGUUGGACAGUUUGUCCCGGUUUUUGGGUACCCGUUAUUGGUUUACCGGUAAUCACAUUAAUUAUGUAGACUUCUUGGCGUAUGAAAUACUCUUUCGUUUCCGACAACUGAGCGCCGAAGCCGUUGAUAAGCACCAGAAUUUGGUUCAAUUGUAUAACCGUUUUGAAAUCCGGGGUUUGGCUCAACCCAUACGACUGUUGCUGAAGUAUGCGGGCGUGAAGUUUACCGACAAAUACUAUAGCAUGGGAUCCACAUCUGAAGAAGCAAUUAAGGAGGACUGGGCUAAUAAGAAAUUGACCCUGGGCCUGGACUUUCCCAAUAGACCAUAUUACAUUGAUGAUACGGUCAAACUAUCCCAGAGCACAGCCAUUAUGCGACACUUGGCCCGAAAGCACGGACUGAUGGCCACCGACGAGACCGGACUCGUACGCCAGGAUGUGUUGGAGCAACAGUUGAUGGAUAUCAAGAGUGGUUACUUUAGAGCAAUGAAAAGCAAAGACGACGAGACUGAAAGAGUCGGUAAUUAUCUGCCCCAACAUUUGAACGGUUUGUCCCGGUUUUUGGGUACCCGUCAGUGGUUUACCGGUAAUACCAUUACUUAUGUAGACUUCUUGGCGUACGAAAUACUCUUUCGUUUCCGACACCUGAGCCCCGAAACCGUCAAUAAGUACCAGAAUUUGGUUCAAUAUAUGACUCGCUAUUUUAAUACCCGGGCUUUGGCUCAACCCAUACGACUGCUGUUGAAGUAUAAGGGCGUGAAUUUCACCGACAAAUACUACGGCAAACCAGACGCAAACACUAUGGAGACGUUUAAAGGUAACUGGUUUGAUGUGAAAUUCACCCUGGGCUUUGACUUUCCCAACGUGCCAUAUUACAUUGAUGGUUCCACGAAACUAACCCAGAGUAAUGCUAUUUUGCGACACUUGGGCCGAAAGCACGGACUGGUGGCCACCGACGAGACCGGACUCGAGCGCCAGGAUAUGGUGGAGCAACAGUUGGUCGACAUUAGAAAUGGGUUUUUUGGCGUAGUAGUAGCGCCUGACUUUGAAACUAAAAAAGUCAUAUAUAUCGCCGAAACACUGACCCAACAAUUGGACGCUUUGUCCCGGUUUUUGGGUACCCGUCAGUGGUUUACCGGUAAUCACAUUAAUUAUGUAGACUUCUUGGCGUAUGAACUGCUCGAUUGGUUCCGUCUCUUCAGUCCUGAGACCGUCGAUAAGUACCAGAAUUUGGUUCAAUUGUUGACCCGUUUUGAGAGUUUGCCGGCGAUUAAGGCAUACAUGAAAUCAUCAGAAUUUAUAAGUUGGCCACUGUUUGCGCCGAUCGCUAACUGGGGCUAUUACGAGAUCCGUGGUUACGCUCAACCCAUACGACUAGUGCUGAAGUAUGCGGGCGUGAAAUUCACCGACAAAUAUCAUGAAAAUGCGGACACAACUAAACUGGACGAAUAUAUGGCCCCGUGGUUUAAGGUUAAAUUCACCCUGGGCCUCGACUUUCCCAACGUUCCCUACUAUAUGGAGGGCGCUGUGAAAAUAACCCAAAGCAAUGCCAUUAUGCGAUAUUUGGCCCGAAAGCACGGACUGGUGGCCACCGACGAGACCGGACUCGUACGACAGGAUGUGUUGGAGCAACAGUUGAUGGAUAUUAGCAAUGGGUUUACCUAUGGGUUAAUGAUGAGCAAAGUGUACGACACAGAGAAAGUCAAAUACUUGGCCGAAACACUGCCCCAACAGUUGGACGAGUUGUCCCGGUUUUUGGGUACCCGUCAGUGGUUUACCGGUAAUCACAUUAAUUAUGUAGACUUCGUGGCGUAUGAGCUCUUGGAUUGGCUCCGCCUCUUCAGUCCCGAGACCGUCGAUAAGUACCGGAAUUUGGUUGAAUUCUUGACCCGUUUUGAGAGUUUACCGGCGAUUAAGGCAUACAUGAAAUCACCGGAGUUUAUAAUCCGGGGUUUGGCUCAACCCAUACGACUGUUGCUGAAGUAUAAGGGCGUGAAUUUCACCGACAAAUACUACGGCACGGGUGAUGCCAAAAAUUUGGAUGAGUUUAGAGCUGAAUGGGUUAAAGUGAAAUUCAACCUGGGCCUUGACUUUCCCAAUCUACCUCAUUACAUUGAUGGAUCAUUAAAAGUGACCCAAAGCACAGCCAUUAUGCGACACUUGGCCCGAAAGCACGGACUGGUGGCCACCGACGAGACCGGACUCGUACGCCAGGAUGUGGUGGAGCAACAGUUGGCGGACAUUAAAAAUGGUUUUAUAAUGGGUAUAUUGUUGGCCAAAGACUUUGAGACCGAAAAAGUCAAAUUCAUUGCCGAAACACUGCCCCAACAGUUGGACGCGUUGUCCCGGUUUUUGGGUACCCGUCAGUGGUUUACCGGUAAUCACAUUAAUUAUGUAGACUUCAUGGCGUAUGAGCUCUUGGAUUGGUUCCGACUCUUUAGCCCCGAAACCGUCGAUAAGUACCAGAAUUUGGUUCAAUUGUUGACCCGUUUUGAGAGUUUACCGGCGAUUAAGGCAUACAUGAAAUCACCGGAGUUUAUAAGUUGGCCAUUGUUUGGGCCGAUCGCUCCGUGGGGGUACAAAAAGUAA
Molecule: messenger RNA, 3051 nt
Organism: Medioppia subpectinata
Lineage: Eukaryota; Metazoa; Arthropoda; Arachnida; Sarcoptiformes; Oppiidae
Source: the annotation of a GenBank genome assembly